Aspergillus uvarum CBS 121591 is the source of this 465-nucleotide messenger RNA. RefSeq lists its product as uncharacterized. The record is from RefSeq and is a predicted model, not a curated record. NCBI's taxonomy places the organism in Eukaryota, Fungi, Ascomycota, Eurotiomycetes, Eurotiales, Aspergillaceae. Bases 60 to 323 code for a protein of 87 amino acids. The transcript has a single exon.
AUAUGUUCGUUGAUCAAGCCAAUUUCGAGAUUUACUAUACUGAUUGUCCACCAUCACUCAUGCAUUCAAGGUGUUACAUUCUUUGUGCGAUCUCUACCCAGCUUGCCACCGUACUGCUGGCCACCCGUCUAAUGUGGUAUCUCGUGCAGAGUCUUAUUCAUAACCUUCUUUACGUCCUUCCUUGGGCAAUUGUCUGCCAAGUUGCUCACCUUGAUCCUCAAAAUACUUGGACUUAUCAUAGCCUCGUUUUUGGAGAAAGCCUGGUGUUUACGUUCUCAGAGAUUUGUUUGAACAUUCUCCUGUGGUUUUGGAAAUCUCGGUAAAGCUUGUUGGUGCUAUACCAUUACAUGUACGAAGAACUUAGGAUCACGUUACUAGUUUUUGUAUGAUGGCGUAAAGGUGUAUCAGUGUAGGUAAUCGUACAAAUUGAUAUGCUACAAGUGAUUGUCUACGCCAAUGAUAUUG